AUGGGCGAGGCGGACCUCAAGAAGUUGGAAAAACAGGCUGUGAGGAGGCUGGAUUUUGCCAUCCUGCCCAUGAUGACGAUGUUCUAUCUUCUUUCCUUCUUGGACCGUGCAAACAUUGGAAACGCUCGUGUUGCCGGGCUACAGAAGGAUCUAGGCAUGUCUGAUCGGCAAUAUCAAGUAUGCGUUACGAUUCUCUAUGUGCCUUACAUCUGCGCCGAACUCCCUUCGAAUCUUCUGCUACGAAAGAUUGGUCCCCGCUACCUCAUGCCAUCUCUGCUCACGCUCUGGGGUCUUAUGGUCGCUUUGCAAGGUCUCGUAACAUCCUACUCUGGUUUAGUCGUUGUCAGAGCGUUCCUGGGUCUUGUCGAGGGUCCGAUGUUUCCUGGUAUAGUACUCUACCUGUCCUCAUUCUACACUCGAUCCGAGUUGGCAUUUCGUGUGGCCGUUUUCUUUUCAUCGGCGUCGCUGUCUGGCGCGUUCUCCGGGUUACUUGCCGCUGCAAUUAUCCACAUGGACGGAAUCAGUGGUAAACCCGGAUGGGCAUGGAUCUUCAUUCUGGAAGGGAUAUUCAGCUCCCUGGUAGGGAUCUUGGGAUUUUUCCUCAUCCCUUCAACUCCGCAAGAGCUCAAAUUCAUUACACCACAACUGAAAGAAGUACUUAUCCGACGAUUGGAGAAAGAUAAACCUUCCUCUAUGAGCGAUGAAGAUCACUUCUCGUUCAAGGAGGUUUUUCGUUCGCUUAAAUCUCCUCACGUCUUACUUGUGUUUGCGAUCUUCUAUAUGGAGGGCACAGUGCUCUACGGCCAAGCCCUUUUCCUUCCCUCCAUCGUGAAUCAACUUGGAUUCAGCGCGAACAAGACACAGCUGCUCAGUGUAGGGCCUUUCGCUGGAGGAUUCAUUGUCACCCUAACGGCUUCUCUCUUUUCGGACCGCAUAAAAUCUCGCGCAAUACCGACCGUAUUGAUAUCUAUUCUGGGUGUUAUCGGAUUUUCCAUCUACCUUACUUCGGAGGAAAAGUACAUCCGAUAUGGCUCUCUAUUCUUCACCGUUCCCGGGGUUUAUGCAGCCGUCCCACCCGUUUCUGCAUGGAUGGCUAAUAACUCUGAGCCACAUUAUCGUAGGGCGACAAGCAUUGCCCUUGGUUUCGUUGCAACAAAUGCUGGAGGUAUCACGAGCACAUGGCUAUUCCCUACAAGUGAAGCACCACGAUACAGAAAGACCACAAUAAUCAAUCUAACCUUUACCAUCCUAAUCAUUGUAGGGGCAGGCAUUAAUUCGCUACUCCUAAAUCAUAUGAAUAAACAAAAAGUCAAGAGGAGAGAUGAAAUUCUUGCUCCCUAUAAUAUCGACUCGGACGACGAGAAGGGUACAAAUGCAAGGAGAGCAUGGGUGGAGCUGGGUGAUCGCCAUCCUGAUUUCAAGUACUCGCUGUGA
This is a messenger RNA of Lentinula edodes (shiitake mushroom), 1434 nucleotides long. Its product is annotated as MFS general substrate transporter. Gene Ontology annotation, molecular function: transmembrane transporter activity. NCBI's taxonomy places the organism in Eukaryota, Fungi, Basidiomycota, Agaricomycetes, Agaricales, Omphalotaceae. The coding region runs from base 1 to 1434 and encodes 477 amino acids. Gene Ontology annotation, biological process: transmembrane transport. Gene Ontology annotation, cellular component: membrane. The transcript is spliced from 13 exons. The record is from RefSeq and is a predicted model, not a curated record.